AUGACCAACCUCGAACGCAAUCUCAAUAUCAUGAAGGGUCAGACAUACACUGGCAAUCCUAUGAGCCCGGGUGACAACACGAUGAAUACUGCAUUGAGCAGCAUCGAUGAGGCCGCGGUCUGCAAAGUGAUCAGUGAACUCCGGGGUCAGAUCGCCAUUUUCCGCUACAUACAGGCAAUCGAGGACGAACGGACUUCUGUCUUGCCGAACAGUGGCAAGCGCCCAGCUCCAUUAUGGGAAGAAUUCCACGCCCAAUAG
Messenger RNA from Penicillium canescens, 258 nucleotides. RefSeq names its product chitotriosidase-1. NCBI's taxonomy places the organism in Eukaryota, Fungi, Ascomycota, Eurotiomycetes, Eurotiales, Aspergillaceae. The record is from RefSeq and is a predicted model, not a curated record. The transcript is spliced from 2 exons. The coding region runs from base 1 to 258 and encodes 85 amino acids.